UCAACUUGUCUGGGUAUCCAGACGCCUCACCCAACUCCGGCUCAGCUUAGGCUCCGCCCUAUCUCCGCCCCCCGCGCCGUCUGACAGAGUCGGGAGCGCGCACAGGAGACAGACACCGAGUGACCGGGAGCGGAGGCACCGACCAGCAGCACUGACAGGGCUUCCCCAGAUCUCCCUCAGUGGUGUGGCAACCAUCAUGCCCCAAACGUUUCUGAUACCCAGUCAUCAUUAGACAAGAAUCUACACGGAUUGGCUCUUGUGUUGUGUGGGGGGCAGCAGACAAACAUAGCACCCACAAAUGAAUAAUCGCAAAGAGGAUAUGGAGAUCCCUUCCCACUACCGGCAGCUGCUACAGGAGCUGAAUGAGCAGCGUCAACAUGGGAUCCUUUGCGACGUCUGCGUCAUCGUGGAGGGCAAAAUCUUCAAAGCGCACAAAAACGUCUUGCUGGGCAGCAGCCGCUACUUCAAGACCCUGUACUGCCAGGUGCAAAAAGCAUCGGAGCAGACCACCAUCACACAGCUGGACAUAGUCACCGCUCAAGGUUUCAAGACCAUUAUAGACUUUAUGUACUCAGCUCACUUGGCCCUGACCAGUAAGAAUGUCAUUGAGGUGAUGUCUGCCGCCAGCUACCUGCAGAUGACCGACAUCGUCCAGGCCUGUCACAAUUUCAUCAAGGCCGCUCUGGACAUCAGCAUAAAGUCAGAGACUUCAGAUGAUUUAACAGACUAUGAUAUGGGUGGUCCAUCCAGCAGCGCUGAGGCUCUUCUCUCUGCCGUUGUGGCUGGGCGCAGCAUCUCUCCCUGGCUCGCUAGAAGGACAAGUCCAGCCAACUCCUCAGGAGACUCUGCCAUUGCCAGCUGUCAUGAGGGAGGGAGCAGUUAUGGGAAGGAGGACACUGAACAGAAGGGGGACAGCCAGGAUGAAGUGUCCUGGGCAGGAGACGUAUGUUAUGGAACUGUGCAUAUAAAAGAUGAGCAGGACUCUCCAUCUCGUUAUGUAGGCCCUGACAAGGGUGACCCUGGGGCUUCUUACUUGGAGCAAGGGGAAGGCUGGCAGCACUCUGGGAGGAGGAAGAAUAGAAAGAACAAGGAAACUGUCCGGCACAUCACCCAACAGAUGGUAGAGAGCUGUAGAACUGGUUCACCAGAGCCCUCCUUCAUCUCCAGCUCACAGUGGCAUUACAGCAACCAGGACAACUCCAGUGAUGAGGUGACAGUGAUUGAGCCAGGCAGUUCGGACAGCCGAGAAGAGCGAGCAGAUGUCUAUUCCCAAGGCGAGGAGUCCUUGCAAGGUGGGGAGGGGACUUACCUGUCUCACCCCCUGGGGCUGGAGAAAGAUGAGAACCACACGCGGGUCACCAGCGUUACCAACCUGCGCUCUGCGCUGCUCAGCAAAAACAGCCUCCUGGCCCUAAAGGCUGAUGUUCUAGGGGAGGAGAGCUCCCUGCUGUUUGAAUACCUGCCCAAAGGUACCCACUCCCUCUCUCUCAAUGAGUUCACCGUCAUCCGGAAGAAGUUCAAGUGCCCGUACUGCAGCUUCUCUGCCAUGCACCAGUGCAUCCUCAAGAGACACAUGCGCUCGCACACGGGGGAGAGGCCGUACCCCUGCGAGAUCUGUGGCAAAAAGUUCACCCGGAGGGAGCACAUGAAGAGGCACACACUGGUGCACAGUAAAGACAAGAAGUAUGUGUGCAAGGUGUGUAACCGCGUAUUCAUGUCCGCUGCCAGUGUUGGCAUCAAGCAUGGCUCCCGGAGGCACGGCGUUUGUAUGGAUUGUGCAGGACACGGCGUGGCUCACGGCAGUGGAGGCCACUCCCCAGAUGGCAUGUAUGCAGGCGAAGCCCACUAUCUGGAUGAUGUGGACGAGCUGAAGGUGGAUGAGGAGAUGGGCGGGGAGGAAGAUGAUGACAUCAAAUGGAAAGAUGAGGCAGAGAACUCCCAGGAUGAUGUUAUACUUGAGGAUGAUGAGAUUGAAGAUUGCACCCCAGAUGUGAGUGGAGGGCAGAUGAAAGAGUUUACCUGGAUAGCCUAGUGAGGAAAGAGUUAAUCCGGUAGCCUGAGGGACCAGCAGAGAAAGCUAAUGAUCUGCUGCCAGUGGGCCCCCUGCUGGUGGCAGGACUAGGCAGGUUGGCCCGAGCUGAUGCACUUGCCAUUGCUUAUCUCUGGCAGCCACAGGGACAGUACUGGUUUCACUUCACUGACAAUUACUUCCUUUAUUUGCUGCCAGAGGGGCCUGUACAGUUCAGGGGCCACACUUCCUAAAUCCCUGACAGUCAUCCAGGGGCCACAGCACCUAAAGUCACUUUUUUCCAAACUGUUUGAGGCACCCAACCACCACCAAUAUUCUUUCCCAUCUGCAUCACACCUCCCCAAUACCCCAUCUGCCCUUCCAGCUGCUGUUUUUUUAAGAAAAUGUUUUUAGUGGGAAGUUUCUAAUGUUUUCUAAUUGCUGAACACAAUCAGUGUGAGGAGCCAGUGGCUGUGCCCCUUACCCCACGGCACCCCACCACCCCUCUCUCUCCAUAUGGGCAUCAAAGUCUUGUGAGCUGCUCUGUAACAGGACGUGCAGAAAACAUUCCAUGCGUGGGCACCAGACAUGCAGAGAAUCACCCAUCAAAUGGCACCAGUUGCUUGGAUUUUGGACCUUAAAGCUGUCGGGGCCUUAAGGAGCCCCUUUUGGUUAUUAUAAGCUGUGUCCUAUAAAGCCCGACACUGGAGGGUAUAGUAGUACCAGGACCAUACCAUAGCUUUAUGUGUCAGUAAUUAUCAAGGCUUCCCUGCCCUUCCCCCCAUAAUUAGCCACUAAUUGCAUUGCAAGCUCUUGUGCUGAAGCAGCUGCCAGGGUGAUUGAAGCAAAUAGGCAGUGGCAGCUUUAAGCAGAGAGACUGAGUUGAACUGAGGUCUGAGAUUAGGAGCCAUGGUGGCACGGAGGGCUGGCUGGGUGGGCUCUGGCUUCUCUACUCUCUCAUUCUGUGUCUAUUUUUAACAAGUUCCCCUUUGCACACGCCACCCCUCCCUAAUCCUUACCCCCCUUCCCUCUUCCCUUAUCCUGACUCUGUGGGGAAGAUCUGUUCCUCAAUUGCAUUUCCUGAGGGUGAGCAGCCUGGCCUAUGGACUGGUAACUCCUCCGCCAACGUAAACUGACUCCAUGCCAUCAGGGAGAUAAUGAUCCUCUCCAGCCAUUUAUUCUGGCAGGGGGAGGAUCACCUGAGCCCUCACAUGUUGCUGAACUACAGCUGCACUUUGGCUUGUGCUUUAGCGCCAUCCAGUGGCUGCACAUUUCUUACCACUUGACAUCAAACAAAGAGUAACGUCAUGAAGUGACUUCUCAGCUCUGUCACCCAGUGGGUUAAUCGGUUUGCCACCCUUACCUGAUUAGGACUAAUUCUAGGGAGACCUUCUCUAGUUGUCUUCACUCAACCCUUUUGCUUUUUUCUACUCUUUCCCAUAAAUUGAUUGAAUAUUUAUAUAUUAUAUAUAUAUCAUAUCGUGAAAUAUGCAAGAACUGGAAUAUUUGGGGCAGGUUUGCAGCUAAAUGGGGAUUCAUAGCGCAACUUCUAAUAUUAUAUAGGAGGAUCCCCCUGCUCCACCCCCGAGGGGCCGACCCUGAGCUUUCCUAUACACACACACAUUAUUUAUUGUACCUUGUUUUCUUUUUCUUACACAUCUCUCAGACAAUAAAAUGGCAACGCCGUGCAAUGAAUAUA
Messenger RNA from Xenopus laevis (African clawed frog), 3707 nucleotides. It is a transcript of the gene zbtb46.L, whose product is annotated as zinc finger and BTB domain containing 46 L homeolog. The record is from RefSeq and is a predicted model, not a curated record. Gene Ontology annotation, biological process: regulation of transcription by RNA polymerase II. Gene Ontology annotation, molecular function: DNA-binding transcription factor activity, RNA polymerase II-specific; RNA polymerase II cis-regulatory region sequence-specific DNA binding. Bases 299 to 2032 code for a protein of 577 amino acids. Gene Ontology annotation, cellular component: chromosome; nucleus. Lineage: Eukaryota; Metazoa; Chordata; Amphibia; Anura; Pipidae. The transcript is spliced from 6 exons.